AUGGACGCGGACCAGUACGAGCAGUUGGGACCGGGCAAAUCAAAAAUGACAGCAAUUGGGCCGUCAGAUGGUGGUCAGGAGUCAAAAAAACCCCAGGUACUUCCAGCAAGGACUCCUGGACAGACCGUCCUCGGACAAUUCGCUCUCAGGGAGGCGCCACGCAUCGUAGUUCAAUUCGGAAUCACAUUCUUCAGACCAGGAGACGAUGUCGACCUGAGUUCAGAACGGGCAACGACCGUCGGCAGUGCAGAGGGAAUAACAGCAACGAAAAAGUCUAAAUCGAAAGAGGACGUCAUUUCUGGGGACAAAGAAAAAGAGAGGGAGAAGCCAAAGGCAAAAACAAAGCCUAUUCAAAUAGAUAUUAAGCCAUAUGUGGAGCCGACAAUGCUGAAAAUGUGUCAUGCGGUCACACUGACCCUGUUGGUGAUCAGUUUUGUGUUGAUGGCGUUAACAGUGGUACAAUUCGUCGAUAUCUUUGUUUGGUUGCCGAUAUUGUUUGGCGAUGAGGAAUGA
Ostertagia ostertagi is the source of this 513-nucleotide messenger RNA. Lineage: Eukaryota; Metazoa; Nematoda; Chromadorea; Rhabditida; Trichostrongylidae. The record is from the annotation of a GenBank genome assembly.